AUGUGGAAAUACAUGCAUAAAUCACUCAAAAAUGGCUGGGUCAUAGAACGAUUCACUACUCCUCACUCGGUUACCAAAUAUAGGUCCAAAUUAUAUUCUACUUUGAAUGAACAGAGUUUCUGGAGAAUGCCAUUCAAGAGAAGGAGCAGAUUUCAAAAAUGUGUGUUAUCGAUGACUAUGAUAAGUUUCAUUACCUUCAAUAUAUGGUGGGUUUAUUGGCCGCAUCAUACUUUUCCGAAGCCUGUGGCUAAAAUAUUAAGGAAGGGGUUACAUUCAGAAAUCAAGAAAGAAGGUGCCGAUUUUCAAAAAAGUCUCCAAUACUACCUCAAAGCAUUAGAAGAAUGUAGAGUUCAAGAGAUGGACUCCCUUUCGGAUGAGUAUACCGGUAUUGAGAUCAAAAUUGGAGAAAUGUAUGAGAAAUUACAUUUAUAUAAUGAUGCAGUAACUUUAUAUGAAGACAUGUUGAAAAGGUUUUACAAUGAAAUAAGCAAACCUAAUGAUAGAUCACAAAAAAGUAGAUCCUUAUUGUUAAAAAGGGACCUCCAAAUUUUGAUAAGAUUCAUUGAAAUAAAUAAAGACUCUGAAACAAAUAUAACUUUACUGAUAAUGCAUCUUUUAUUAGCUCAGCGAGAAUUUCUAGAAAACUCGCCUGAACUCAAAGAAGUUUUUGUCAAAUCGGAGCUUCUAGACAGUCAACAAUUUGAUUGGAAAAUUUUCAAAGGACUACCGUUUAUAGGUAAAUCAAAAGAUGACUAUCAGAAACAUUUGAACUUCAAGAGUAAACAGGAUUUUAAGAUAAAAGAAGCUCAAAGCGAGCGAUAUGUCUUUUUGAAAGAACUCUUAACUGCAAGAGAGUUAUACACACGUUACUGCCUCACAAAGAAUAAUAUCACAGGGGCAUUGAACAGCAAAAUAACAACAUUAGAAUGGAUGUUAUUAACGGAUAGUUCUCUUGAUGAACUAUUACUUACUCAGGCAGAACUUGGCUCAAUUUUCUAUCUGAGUUCAGAACAGUUUGAAGGAAGCAUAUAUAGUAUCGACCAACAACCACACCGGAAGUCUAAAAAUUUAGAAAUCGUCCGAUCCAGGUUACAGGCUAACCAAAAUGCUUGCUUACAAUAUUCAGCUGACUGCUAUAAAAGUAUUAUCAGCUUUGCGGAUGAAAAUCAAUACCCAAAGGUUGCGACAGAAAGAGAAAUGGAUCAGAAAAUACUCAAAGCAUUAUGCCUUUCCUACUAUGGUGUUGGUGUUAUAAGUUUGCAUAAAGGACGUUUAAAGGCAUCUCGAAAGCAACUUAAAAGAGCCAUUCGUGUUUCAGAGAUGAUUAAUUUUAAUGAGCUGAUUAAAGAAGCUAAGCGCGAACUCGAGAAGAUAAGUAAUACAUUAACUUAA
Messenger RNA from Saccharomyces mikatae IFO 1815, 1392 nucleotides. It is a transcript of the gene RCI50, whose product is annotated as Rci50p. Gene Ontology annotation, cellular component: i-AAA complex. Gene Ontology annotation, biological process: protein quality control for misfolded or incompletely synthesized proteins. The transcript has a single exon. The record is from RefSeq and is a predicted model, not a curated record. NCBI's taxonomy places the organism in Eukaryota, Fungi, Ascomycota, Saccharomycetes, Saccharomycetales, Saccharomycetaceae. Bases 1 to 1392 code for a protein of 463 amino acids. Gene Ontology annotation, molecular function: misfolded protein binding.